Molecule: messenger RNA, 829 nt
Organism: Uranotaenia lowii
Lineage: Eukaryota; Metazoa; Arthropoda; Insecta; Diptera; Culicidae
Product: calcium and integrin-binding protein 1-like
Exons: 5
Coding region: 134-688 (184 amino acids)
Molecular function (GO): calcium ion binding
Source: RefSeq, a predicted model, not a curated record
AUAUGAACAUUUGCUGAGACAAAAGGGAGAAUCCGUGAAAUCAAAACAAAAAUUACAUUGUUUUCACCCUUUUUCACAGAAAAAUUAUAAGUUCUGCACGAAAAUCUGGCUUAUUUAUUACUACGCUUGAAAAAUGGGUCAAGUCAAGAGUCAAUUCACCGAGGAAGAGCUGCAAGACUAUGAAGAUCUGACCUAUUUCACCAAGAAAGAAAUUCUCUAUGCCCACAAGAAGUUCAAAAGCCUUGCCCCGGAAAAGGUUGGUCACAAUAAGAAUGCUCGACUGUCGAUGAACAAAAUCCUCCAGUAUCCGGAACUGCGGGUCAACCCAUUCGGGGAUCGCAUAUGUAAGGUUUUCAGCUCCCAAAAUGGGGAAAUUUCGUUCGAAGAUUUCCUGGACAUGAUGUCGGUGUUUUCCGAUGCAGCUCCGAAGUCUGUUAAGGCGGAACACGCUUUCCGCAUUUUUGAUUUCGAUGGGGACGAUAUGAUUGGGAAAAACGACUUGAAGCAGGUGAUUCAGCGGUUAACCGGUUAUAAUAACGCCCUAGGAGACAGUGACAUCGAUCAGUUAAUAACGAAUAUUUUGGAAGAGGCUGAUUUGGAUGACGAUGGCGCGCUAUCAUUCGCUGAGUUCGAACAUAUAAUCGAUAAGUCUUCCGAUUUCACCAACUCCUUCCGGAUUCGUCUGUAGACCAAAUAAUCCAUAAGCUCAAAAAAUUAUCUCAAAGAAACGACGUAAUCUCCUCAAAACGAAUCUAAACCACACAUAGCAGAAAUUUCUUUCUCGAUUAAUCGUUAUCUUGAUAUACAGUUGUGAUUUAUACUUUUAUUA